Messenger RNA from Mugil cephalus (flathead mullet), 4427 nucleotides. It is a transcript of the gene kcna10a, whose product is annotated as potassium voltage-gated channel, shaker-related subfamily, member 10a. NCBI's taxonomy places the organism in Eukaryota, Metazoa, Chordata, Actinopteri, Mugiliformes, Mugilidae. Bases 564 to 2294 code for a protein of 576 amino acids. The transcript has 2 exons. Gene Ontology annotation, molecular function: delayed rectifier potassium channel activity; protein binding. Gene Ontology annotation, cellular component: membrane; voltage-gated potassium channel complex. Gene Ontology annotation, biological process: potassium ion transmembrane transport; protein homooligomerization. The record is from RefSeq and is a predicted model, not a curated record.
GCUGGCAGGAGGUCAGGACACAAGCCUUUUUUAAUCUCUCACUAUCUCUCUCCCUCUCUGUCUUUCUCGCACACGCACUCACUCGUCCUCUCUCCUCCCCUCGAGAUGGAGAGACAGCUUUGGUUGGAGGACGAAGAAAAACAGGGAUUUUGCACGGUUUAGGGAAUUGGCCAAAUUAAACGUAACCAUGCUGUUGUUAUAUCACUCUCACAUCUGGCCCCCGGGUGAUUGGCCGGGAGACCUCGGUCGCGCUUGUUGUCGGUGCGGUCAGGCUGGGGGGGACAGGAGACGCAUUGUGGUCUGUCGAUCCAGUGCGCACUGACCAUGCCUCCGGCACGGCCCGGAGCAAGAAACUUCUGUCACCAACUACGCCCGGAAGUUUGCAGGAUCUUCACGGCAGCGCGGGGAUUUGAGGGAAAAAACACUCCUGUUGUUCUGUUACUGUGAGUUCUCCUGCAGACUGGAUGCCCUGUUACGCUGCGCCUGAUUCUGGUGACUGAGCCUACCAUCUGUCAGUCUGUGUGUGUGUGACUGUCUGGCUUUGCACUGGCUGAACUAAAGCCAUGGAGGUGGCCCUGGUAGACUUUGAGAGCUUGGAUGGGCUUGAUGGCAGCCUCGAGGAUGAGGCGGACACCUACGCUGAUGAGACCACAGCCCUCACAGUGGACAUGCCCCCAGAGCACAACAGCCCAGACAGCAAUUAUCACCUGCGAGCCCCUCAGCUGUCCUCCACAUCCUCCCACUACAGCCCUGUACCCUCCUGCAUGUGGGAAUCCACCUUGUCUCUGGCGAUGCCCCAGACGCAGACACUGGGAGUACCCCAGUCUCCGACAAUGCCAACUCCACGCAGACAAGGGCGCAGCAGCUGUGCAAGCAUACUCUCUAACUGGAAGCUGCUGCUAAGCAGUGAGGCCACGAAGGAGAGUGAGACGAUCUUCAACCGGCUCGCCAAGGAAUGCUGUGAAGAUCUCUUCGUAGACAAACGAGGGCUUGAUGAUGGAGACCAGAAAGUCAUCAUCAACAUUGCCGGUCUACGUUUUGAGACACAACUCAAAACAUUGGACCAGUUUCCCGAAACACUUCUGGGAGAUCCACUGAAGAGGAUGGACUACUUCGAUCCAAUGAGGAACGAGUACUUCUUUGAUCGGAACAGGCCGAGCUUUGAUGGGAUCUUGUAUUACUACCAGUCAGGGGGUAAGAUAAGACGACCCGCAAACGUCCCCCUUGAUGUGUUUGCCGAUGAAAUUGUGUUCUACGAGCUUGGAAUAGAGGCCAUGGAGCAGUUCAGAGAAGACGAAGGAUUCAUAAAAGAUGUUGAGGUUCCUCUCCCUGAUAACGACAUUUACAGGCAGUUCUGGCUGCUGUUUGAGUACCCAGAGAGCUCCAAUGCAGCAAGAGCUGUAGCACUGGUGUCUGUCUUUGUCAUUGUCAUAUCUAUUAUUAUCUUCUGCAUGGAAACACUGCCAGAAUUCAGAGAUGACACCGACCCAAUUGUCCCCACAUCUGCACAACCUUUCAACCAGUCCAUAGGCUUUGCUUCUGGGGUUCCACCUGGCGUGAAGCCCACAACUCUCACUGAUCCUUUCUUCAUCAUUGAGACUGCCUGUAUUGCUUGGUUCUUCUUUGAACUUUGUGUGCGAUUCGUUGCCUGUCCAAGCAAAAGUGAGUUUUUCCACAACAUCAUGAACAUCAUUGACAUCAUAUCCAUCAUGCCCUAUUUUUUCACUCUGAUUACAGAAUUGUCCACAACGCCACAAGAGAACUCAGGACAGAACAUGUCUUUGGCCAUUCUGCGUAUCAUCCGUCUGGUCAGGGUGUUUCGUAUAUUCAAACUGUCACGUCACUCCAAGGGGCUGCAGAUCCUGGGGCAGACUCUGAAGGCCAGCAUGCGUGAGCUUGGUUUGCUCAUCUUCUUCCUCUUCAUUGGAGUCAUUCUUUUCUCCAGUGCUAUCUAUUUCGCAGAGGUAGAUGAGCCUAACACACAGUUUGUGAGCAUACCUGAUGGAUUCUGGUGGGCUGUGGUUACCAUGACCACAGUAGGCUACGGGGACAUGUGUCCCAUUACUAUGGGGGGUAAGAUGGUGGGCACCUUGUGCGCCAUUGCAGGUGUGCUGACCAUCGCUUUGCCUGUUCCCGUCAUCGUUUCCAACUUCAACUACUUCUACCACAGAGAGACAGAAGCAGAGGAGAAGUUGCCCUUGACAAAUGCUGCUGAGGAAACCAUGAAGACUAAUGCAGAAACCAGACAGGGUAGUACUAUGUCUCUCAACAAGGCCAACGGCAUCUGGCAGUGACAAAGGGAAUCAUUGAUAGGAGAAAACUGUACGCAAGUAAAGGAAGUACUUUUACUCAGACUUAAUUGUAAUGGAAGUGUUACUGCCGAGUGUCCAAGGUUGCUGUAAUGGGAUCAAUUAGACAUUCACCUCACCUUGUAAAGAUUUGUUUUAUAAUAAUAAUGAUGUUGUACCACAUUUACCUCUUUUGCGUCUAAUAUGAAGAUGACACUUCAUUUUCAGGAAUUUAUGUCAGCACAUCUAACACCUACUUCAUAAUAGGAGAUUUAGCUGCAUCAAUACAGACGAAAAAAAUUCUCUGUUGUCAUAUAACAGACUUUAUUGUAGCAUAACUUUGCUCUUAUUUGUAUUGUUUUGGCCAUGACUCCUAUUGCGUGCGUUGGUCAAAACUACAACAGUUUCAUUUGGUGUCAUGCAAUGCUUCAACUGAAGCACACAUAACUCAGCUGCAGUGAUGGUGGUAAUGCGCUACGUAGUAACGCGUUACUCUAAUCUGAUCACUUUUUUCAGUAACAGUAAAAGUCACUUACGCUACAAGUCACGUUUUCAGCAUGAGAACAAAUCGCAUGUAAUACAACAAUGGAGGGAGGACUGUGAUGAGCAUUUUUGAGUUGGAAAUACCACCACUGGAGCAGUGGUUAGAAGCACAACUGGAGGCCGAAGCGUCUGAGGUGUGGCAACUUUUUAAAUUUAAAUGAAUUUAAUAUUCAAAAAUGUUGCACAUGGAGAUGAUGCAGAUAUGCAAAACUGAAAGGAAAGAUGGCCAGUACUCAACAAAUAAGACCAAGGUUGUAAAAAAAGAAAAAAAGAACAGUCACAACUUAUAGGAACAACUUGUGCAUAGUGUCUAGAAUCAUAUCUCUGCUGUAUUUAUUCAGUGUAUCAUGAUAAUAAUGUAUUUAUCCAUUUUGACUGACAAGUAGGACAGGAGAGAAUUCUCCACUACUGACAGUCUGACUCCACAUUAUGUAUUAUAAUGGAGUGCCUUAAUUAAUGUAAUGUUGGGUUACUGUUGAAUUUGCCAUAUAUAAUCAUACUGUAAUACUAAGUAUCAAUGUAUCCGCAAUAUUUCUGAUUUCAGAUUGUUUGACAGUGUAGAAGUUGUAAGCAUUCUGUCUUCAUCUGGUAUUUUCAUGGGAAGAAGUAUAGGUAUAUUGAACAUUUUGAACGGGUAGUGAAUCCUACUUAUUUAUGAGGGUGGGAUGAUCAUCCCAAAUCUGGAACAUCAGUCAGUUUGGUGGAUAACUUAAUUUAGAAGUUGAUGCUACAGUUAUGAAACUGCACUUGAGGAAGAAGCCAAUAUGAUUGUUUUGAUAAGGAGAAUAAAGGGAACUGAGAAAGAAUCAUAUGACAUUAGGCCAAAAAUGUCACAUGAUCCAGGUUGUUUUACAGGAAUACGUGUAGAAUCAAUGUAACAUACUUCUGGUAUGUUUUAUGAGUGUUUUUUUUUACAGGUGGAAUGUAAGUGUCACGUUCAUCUGGCUCCAGGAAGACGAUGUUACAUCAAAAUGGCUUAAGACUACUAUAAUAUAUGCAUUUCUGGUUGAACAUAUGAUCAGAUCAACACUUUAGAGUGGCAAGAACCUAUUGGAAUUAGGUGGGGGCAGUUUGCUGUGAUGGCAAGAGACAAGAUGAUGUUUUGUAUGCAAAAGAUCAAAGGUCAACGUCACUGUGACAUCAUAAUGUUGUGCAAAAAUACUUUUCUUCUAAGUCUGUAUUGUAUGAGUGUGGACAGUCAUGGUUGUAAGUGUAACUAGUCCGUGGAAGCAUACAACCACAAAGUGUUCAUUUUAGUUUCAGCCUACACUUUGAAAGAUGUAUUUCAUAUUACGAUUUGUGUGAAACCAGCUGAAAUAGACUGAUAGAGAGAUAAAAGUUUAAUACAGAUUACUACAUAAAUUAGUUCCAUAUGGUUGGCCUGCUUUUUCUCUGUGUGUCUCCUGCGUGUUUGACAAUCAGCUUCAUGCCUUUUCGAUAUAGUCGGCCCCUUGGCUGUUCAGAUAUCAUUAAUGGCAUCGUCAUGGCUACAGCAGACCAGAGUUUAUUACACCAAGAAGACCACUUCACUGUACUUGUAUGUAUGAUAAUGACGACUUACUGUGAUGUAGAUGCAAUACACUCUGGAAUUUUAAA